UCAACACAUCAAUUGUUGGGGGUGGAAAUACUUAAUGUGUUAAUACAACAAUUCACACAUUAAAAUCGGCUUGUUUGGAGUAUUAAAACAGGUCAUUGUAAUCCGAGACCACCCAUUUUGGCAUGGCUGACGUCACUGAGCCAUCUUCGUCCAGCUAAUCCAAAGUGUUUGUUCUUCCUUCAUUACUGCUCCGACUCGCGUCUCCUCUGCCUGUACGGUCGUGAAGGAAGAAGAAAAAGGCGGCAUUUUAAUAGCGAGUGGACGCACCUCGUUGGCGGAUCCAAGGCAGUGCCCCUCCUCGGCUAUAUAGGCAGGGAAACGCCACUAAAGCAUCCAAAGGGUGCCAGAGGCUAGAGAGGAGAGCAGCAGGCAAUCCACUUCCAUCUGCCAGCCACUUAGCUAACAUUUCCAGCCCGGAUUUCAGCACAGCUGCCAACAGAACCCCACACACACAACAAAAUGUCUGCCCCAGCUGGAGCCCCUGCACCAGAGGGAGGGAAUCAGCCUCCCAACCUCACCAGCAACCGCCGCCUGCAGCAGACGCAGGCACAGGUGGACGAGGUGGUGGACAUUAUGCGUGUAAAUGUGGACAAGGUUCUGGAGCGUGAUCAGAAGCUGUCUGAACUGGACGACAGGGCUGAUGCCCUGCAGGCUGGUGCCUCUCAGUUUGAGACCAGCGCUGCAAAACUGAAGAAUAAAUACUGGUGGAAGAAUGCUAAGAUGAUGAUUAUCCUGGGUGUGAUAUGCGUGAUUGUGCUCAUUGUCAUUAUUGUGUACUUCAGCACCUAAGAAGACUCGCUUCCUACCCCAGUCUAAGCCCAACUUCCUUGCUACGCCCCCCUCCCCCAUUCCCCGAAAAUCAUGACAAAAGGGACCCCAGAUAAUUACGUAAUUACUUAAAGAUGAUGUAUCUUCCCCGAUUAGCUUCAAUGUAACACCCCUAAACCCUCCCUCACGUCCGCCACCUCGCCCCCGGACCCCCCCGUCCAGAUAUUUGCGCCCCCCAGUGAGUGUGCGGCCUUGCGUCCGUCCAUCGCGGAUCCUCUCGGCUUCUCUACCCUGCCAUACCGAGAGCCUAACACUUGUGAUGAUGCAACAACAGAAAAGGAAACAAGGAUUGGUAUUGCUAAUUGUUACAUGACUGAUACCUAUCUAGUCAUUUGUAGACUUUUAUUCUGAUAUAUACUGUUUUGUAGGUGUGUGUGCGUGUGUAUGUGCGUGUGUGUGCAUUUUGUAUUUUUUAAUUUUUGUAUUCAUUUUCUGUAUGCUUCAGCGUCAACUAUUGCCUGUUAAUCAAAGUGUGUAUCUUGCAUGUUGUCAUCAGCCGUCGGUCCCCAUGCUGGUGGCGUUUUCCUCCGUUUAAGUAAGGAAAUGCUGACUUUCACGUCUUUCACGUACGUGCGCUGCUCGUCCACAAUCCAAAUAAGCCACACCACCCGACAUGCUCGGAACAAAACCCUCAGCGGUCACCAUCUCCAGAUGGAACUCAUUGCCGACGCAACACAAACUAACGCAUGAAUUCCCCCUCCCCCGAUUUUUAAAUCUCACCAUUCUGUCGUAACCUCUGCUCUUCGACGUCUCUCUGUUGGUCCUGCAGCAUGCUUGAACGCCCAAUCCUUUGAAAAACUGCCAUAGUACCGUUGGACCAAUGUCUGUAGAUGUUUCUUUUUUUAUUACUUAGUGUCUUAUUUCGAAAACAUUCCUUCAUUGCAGUCUAGUGCAAAUGCUCUUAACUGUAGCACAUGUAAGUAUCUUUCCAAAAAAUGUCCGUCAUACAAAUAUUUACAAGGGGAGAGGAUUAGGGUGUUGAUUUAUUUAGUGCUACAGGUGAUUCAUGUUAGCAAACUGUACGCUAGAACGACACUGUCGUAUAAUACUAAUUCAUCCUACACGCACUUAAAAGCCUUAGUGUCUCCUUUUAGUUACUAGAGGUUGAAAAAGUACAGUAGUCCCGCGCCAAGUCCAGAGUAUAUUCAUAAAUCAUGGUGUAACACCUGUUAUUAAGCUUUUUCUGCCUAAAUGAAGCAUUUUCAAGUAUAAAAACGGCUAACAUGACAAAUAUAAGGCAUUCAAAAGAAGAUGAUGAGGCGUCAGUAAUGUUUACUGUAAGCACCAGACGCCUUUUAUUGCAGGUUUGAAUGAUCCAACGAUGAUCUUGCGCUGAAACUGAAACUCUUCACCUCUGACACCAGAACACAUUUAAUUUACAAAUAACGCACCUAUUACAGAAUCAAUAGACUGCGAUAAACGAGGGAUUACUGAAGAUGCAUAAAAAGCUAAUAAGCAGGUGGAAUGAGGCGCUAGACGUCUCCAUGAAGAGCACAGAAACAAACUAUUCAGCCUUAUUUGUAAAUCAGCGACAAACUCCCCCGAAACAAAUCAAAGCAUUCCUUAUCAGAUUCUCCCGAUAAUGAAGGCAUCAUUUUUUCUUUUUUUAAUGUAAUAGAUUCUAUUUUUCUUAUAGUGUAUUUUUGUGUGAACCAGACGUCUGUCUGCAGUCUUUUUUUGUAACUCAACUGUAGUGUGCGUCGUUAAACACUGCCAACCAAGAGGGGGUGGGGACGGGGGGGUAUGGUGGGGGGGGGGGGGGGGUACUGCAGUUCUGUCCGUCACUGGCACCCUUACAUGAAUGGUUGUACAACCGUGAUGUGGUUUGGACUGUGCAUGCAUCCCCUUUAGUUAUCCUUCAUAAACUGCAGAUUAGCUCUUGUUUUUAGCUGCAAACGUUCACAUGGAUAGGAAACACGGUUUAGCGUUAGCUGUCAGCCUCAGUCACACGUACCGUAGUUCAAAUCCAGUCUAUUUGCCUUAGUAGUCCUGUGGGGGGGGGGGGUUACGUUAGCAAGCAGCGAGGUCAGGUGCAUCAAUAUGGUGUGUGUUAGAAUAGCUCUGUCCCACAAAUAUCCCCAGUUUAUCCCGACAGAUUAGGCCGCUUAAAUCUCUCCAGUGAAGGCACGUUUGUUUCCUGGCCCGCUGUAGUACACACAUGUAGAGUGGCCACAAGCCCAACGACCUGCAAACACAACAAAAAGAUGACCAAAGACCUCAUUCACGCGCUUGUGCCGACGUUACCAUCACAAAGGAGUGGAGAGGAGUGUGCAGUUACACUGCCACGCCACAUGUUGGUUACCAAACGUGAAUACCGCAUGCUUGAAACCUGAAACCUCCCAUACCUGUUCUCAAGUCUCCACAAAGCUACUUUUAUUAGUUUACUAAUAGUAACACAACCUUGCUUUUUCCUCGUCUGUGCCAACCUCCACAGGAAGGACAAGGACGGACACUAACUUCCUCGUCCAUAACCGUUACGAUGAAUCGAGUAAUGGGGUAGGUCCAAGACAGACUAAAUCAAUAUGAACCACACACAAACAGGUAGUGAUUAGUGACAUAUCACAAGAAAGGCUUUCCAAAGCUGAUCAAUAAUUGAAUACCAAAAUAGUCGAGUCAUUUUUGGAGCCCCAGCAAAGACGUUUAAAGGAACUUCGGCUAAUCUGCAGCGGUUGUAGUAAUAGGGACUUUUUUUGGAAUGGUAGGGGGUCCUACAUUGUUUGCUUUUAGCAGUCUACCAAGAUGAAUGGGGAGGGGCAAAAAAGCGCCAACUCUAAAUGUGGAGCGUCAUUCCCAAUGUGUAAGGUGCCGCUGAUACGGCUUGGGGUAGGACACACGUGUUAUUCCAUAGAUCCAGCUCUUGUCCUGUGAGUGCUUAACCAGUUUGAUCACAAUGAAGAACAUGAAGCCAGUGCUCCGUUUCCACUUUGCUUUCCUGUCUUGUAUGAAAAGAGGUAUGCGAAUAUUUUAACAGCGUGGCACCUUUUCUUUCUUUGUUGUUGUUGUCAGUCAUCAGACGAUGCCGUCCUUAGGAGCUGUUCUGUUAUCUCAAAUGAAAAAGCUGCACUCCGUUCAUUUGGGGAUGUGAGUGGCCGAAGCCAAUGUGGGGGGGCAUCACUCCCCAAAUGGGAGGAAUGCAGCAUUUUAGGAGGGAACCUAUCGAGUCUCUGAACGCUCGCUGGAUGGGAUGGGAUGGAAUGUUCUGUGUACUAUAUGGAAGCAUGUUUUAUGUUUGGCAUUAAUUACCAAACAACUCCCAAUGUCUUGGUAUUAUUGUGUGUAAGCACUGAUUGGUCAAGAACACGAAAGGCAGGGAGGGAGGAAAAAAAGUCAUUUUACCUUGAACUGUCCAGAAAGCUUGUUUGUAUCCACACAAUAUUGUAUUUAUAUUUUUGAGGAAAGACUUUAAUUUCUCUUGGGACUAGGUUCUGUGAUGAAGGUCCACAUUGCCCCUGUUUGUCUGGCCUUUCUGGAGGGACUGGACUGGAGGAUCACGGGCAAUGUUCUCAGGCUUAUUUCAUUUGGAUGUUUUGCUUUGCUUUUAUUUAUUGAUAGGUUUCUUGUGCUGUCAUUCGGUAUGGGAUUAGACUCUAAUAAAUAAGGUUGACUCGACGUAGAGGAGAGGAAACUGAAUGGAAAACUAAAUUGUAUAAAAUAAUUGUAGUGUAAAUCUAUCAAUGUCUUAUUAUAUUGAUGAACAUCAUGAAAUAUAUGUAUAUUGGAAAACCG
Doryrhamphus excisus (bluestripe pipefish) is the source of this 4554-nucleotide messenger RNA. It is a transcript of the gene vamp2, whose product is annotated as vesicle-associated membrane protein 2. NCBI's taxonomy places the organism in Eukaryota, Metazoa, Chordata, Actinopteri, Syngnathiformes, Syngnathidae. Gene Ontology annotation, biological process: vesicle-mediated transport. Gene Ontology annotation, cellular component: membrane. The record is from RefSeq and is a predicted model, not a curated record.